AUGCCUCGCGAGCUCAUCACCCUUCAAUCUGGACAAUGCGGUAACGCGAUCGGAUCCCAGUUUUGGCAGCAGCUCUGUGUCGAGCAUGGUAUCAAUGCAGAUGGUAAUCUUGAGGAUUUCGCGACGGAGGGUGGAGACAGGAAAGACGUGUUCUUUUACCAAAGUGAUGAUACGAGAUACGUACCAAGAGCAAUUUUGAUGGAUUUGGAGCCGAGAGUUAUCGGAAACAUCCUCUCAGGACCGUACGGAAAGAUCUACAACCCCGAAAACGUAUACGUAUCGAAAGAUGGAGGAGGUGCUGGAAACAACUGGGCUGCAGGACAUGCCGCUGGAGAGCGAAUACACGAUGAGCUCAUGGAUAUGAUCGACAGAGAAGCAGAUGGAUCAGAUUCCUUGGAGGGAUUCAUGCUCACGCAUUCAAUUGCUGGAGGUACUGGGUCUGGAUUGGGAAGUUAUAUCUUGGAGCAGCUGAAUGACCGAUAUCCGAAGAAAUUGAUUCAGACUUACUCGGUGUUCCCGAACAAUCAGCAGGUGUCGGAUGUUGUCGUGCAGCCAUACAAUUCGUUGCUGACAUUGAAGAGGUUGACACAACACGCUGACUCGGUUGUGGUACUUGAUAACGCUGCACUGACAAGGAUUGCUGCAGAAGUCUUGCACGUGCAAACACCAUCAUAUAACCAGACAAACCAGCUGGUAUCUACGGUCAUGUCCGCAAGCACUACGACACUGCGUUACCCUGGUUACAUGAACAAUGACUUGGUCAGCAUGGUCGCUUCUCUCAUUCCUACACCAAGAUGUCAUUUCCUGAUGACCUCGUACACGCCUUUCACAGGCGACAAUGUCGAGCAGGCCAAGACUGUACGGAAGACUACCGUGUUGGAUGUUAUGCGCCGCCUCUUGCAACCAAAGAACCGCAUGGUAUCCGUUAACCCGUCAAAAAAGUCCUGCUACAUCUCCAUUAUGAACAUCAUCCAAGGUGAAGCGGAUCCAAGUGAUGUCCACAAGUCUCUUCUUCGUAUUCGCGAACGAAGAUUGGCCACGUUCAUCCCAUGGGGACCUGCAAGUAUUCAGGUUGCCCUGUCAAAGAAGAGUCCGUAUGUGCAGACACCGCACAAGGUCAGCGGAUUGAUGUUGGCGAACCACACAAGUAUUGCAUCGUUGUUCAAGAGGACCCUCGACCAGUACGACAAACUCCGGAAGAGGAACGCUUUCUUGGAACAAUACCGGAGAGAACCUAUGUUCGCAGACGGAUUGGAGGAGUUCGACAGCUCCAGAGCUGUUGUGCAGGAGCUUGUGAACGAGUACGAGGCGGCGGAGAACCCAGAAUAUAUCACAUAUACCGGCGAUGACGGAAGAGGUGAGGAUGAAUAA
This is a messenger RNA of Saitoella complicata NRRL Y-17804, 1371 nucleotides long. Its product is annotated as tubulin gamma chain. The transcript is spliced from 3 exons. The coding region runs from base 1 to 1371 and encodes 456 amino acids. Gene Ontology annotation, cellular component: gamma-tubulin complex; nucleus; spindle. Gene Ontology annotation, biological process: meiotic spindle organization; cytoplasmic microtubule organization; mitotic sister chromatid segregation. The record is from RefSeq and is a predicted model, not a curated record. Gene Ontology annotation, molecular function: structural constituent of cytoskeleton; GTP binding. NCBI's taxonomy places the organism in Eukaryota, Fungi, Ascomycota, Saitoellomycetes, Saitoellales, Saitoellaceae.